This is a messenger RNA of Fraxinus pennsylvanica, 735 nucleotides long. The record is from the annotation of a GenBank genome assembly. NCBI's taxonomy places the organism in Eukaryota, Viridiplantae, Streptophyta, Magnoliopsida, Lamiales, Oleaceae.
AUGGGAGAAGAGGUACCUCCGCCUCCGCCGCCGCCGUCGUCACCAGUAGAUCAGACGUUGGAGACGCCAUGGCAUUCUUACAUAUCGGAGGAUCUGCCCCGUACAGUCCAGCAGUCCACGGACUCCGCCAUUCGCUCUGCGCGCUCACUCCAGCAAUCAUCUUCAACACAUCUCCGCACGAUCCAAGAUUUUAUCCCACAAAUAAGAUCCCGAUACAAAACUAACGAAGAAGCUUUCUUUCACAAAGCUAAAGAUGAAUUGAUUAGAGCAAGAGAACACCCAGCUGUGGCCGCUGGAGGUGCUGUUACAGCUGCCCUCCUCCUUAUGCGUGGCCCUAGAAGGUUUUUGUUCAGUCAUACACUGGGCCGACUUCGAAGUGAGGAGGCACAAUUCGUUAGAGCAGAAAAGAAUGUCAAAGAGUUGAGUCUUUCUGUUGACUUAAUGAAGAAGGAGAGCAGAAAACUUCUGGAAAGAGCAUCUCUUGCUGAAAAGGAUAUGAAACGUGGCCAUUCCGACCUAAUGAGUGCUGGAACUCAAUUUCGAAAUCUUGCAAGAUCAGUUUACAAAGCAGAAGCUGGAGCUGCUGAUUUGAUGGAUUUGCUACGAGUAACUCCUGGAAGGGAGGCUCUAAAACUACGAGCAGAUGUUGCUUCUAUGGCAUCAUACCUCCGCCAACAAAGGACAUUGAUAGAUAAAAAGAUGUUGAAGAUUUCAGAAUUAGGCAUUCCUGUGUGA